CCUUUACACUGCUAUUGCUAUAAGUGACUCAUGCUGUAAUAUGAGUCAUUUUUCGUACUAGUUGAAGGAUUAAUGUCUGUGAGUAUUGCUAUAUUAUUUGUGUAUAUGUGUCACUCCACUAUUUGUGUUCAAGUAUGUAAAGUAAAGAAAGCUUUUUUAAGGCAACGCCACGUGGUUGGUUGAAAUGCGAUAUGUGGAACUUGCUUUGUUAGUCAUGUUUACUUUGAUUCUAAACUUCAACGGCAAGUAGCAUUAAUCAGCAUGAAGCCUCAUUUGUUUUCCAAUAAUCUUUUACUGUCUCCCAAAUUACCUCAGAUGACAAUUCAUAGCCUUGUUGCUCUUUAAUCUGCGGAUUUUUUGAGAUUGGAUCAAUAGAACCUCUGCAAUCCAUAUUUGGAUCCUCAUUUGUGUUAAUACAUGAUGGAGCAAGAAUCACUUUCACACCGUGGACUGAAUUCUUAACAAUACAUUUACUGAUUACCAUGAUCAUCCCCAUCAAUUAUCCUGGGGCUCAAUUUGAAGGUACAACCAUGACUAAUCACAAGUUAAUUGCAGCGAAGUUGGACAUUUAUAGAGCUAUAACUAUGCCUAGCAGGAAUUCUAAACAAAAAUGAUUCCUGUCUUUAAUUUAGGGAAGACCGAUCAAGGUUGCGACAAGAGGUCCAGGACCUUCAUACAUCGGUUAAGGUAUGUGCUUUCUUCACAUUUCACUUCACUUCAAACUUCACUUUAAACUGCACAGUCAUUUGUGUUCAUUUAAAUAUUUAUUUGAUUCGCUUUUGUCAGGUCUAAAUACCAUCAGACAUUUAACCACACGGUGGAAGGAAGAGGAGAAAAGAACCAGAACAGGUUUACUCGCGAGGAGAACGAUAGAGAGAGGAAACUCGGUUACAAUCUCAAAAUCAAAGUCAAAGUCUGCUUUAUUGUCAACAUCGUCACAUGCCGAGACGCACAAAGACAUCGAAAUUACGUUUUCCCUAUCCCCCGGUGACAAAUCAUAUUACACGAUAUGUCUGAAGACGUAUUACAAGUAAACAACGCAAUAUAAAAAACAAGAAGGCACAAUCUCCAUCAAUUCUGAGUUCUCCCUCCACGUGCUCCUCUAUUUAAUGUUUUGGUUGCUCUGCUUACAGAGGCGUUGCUACACUAAAGGGAGGGAAGAUUGUGUCUGUAGCAACGUUGAUUAGCUAAGGAAUGUAGUGUGGUGUGAAUUAGCACUUCAUUGUCGGCCCGUGACCCCCGCAGAGUUUGUCCAUCUGUUCUUCUCCAGCUGUUGGCCGAGUAGUCCGCGAGUGAGAUCAGAUAACUUCAAUUGCCCCUUUCCUGUGGAACAAUGCAACUCAACCUUGGCUAGACUUUAUCUACUUAGUAAAUUAACACGCAAUAAGAAUGAGUGACUUGUCCUAAACACUUGAACAAACAUUGAGUAAAUAUGGGAUAACUUGUAACAAUCUAUGAACCAAACCUACAGUUAACUAAAAGGAAUGAAGUUUCUUUCAACCAAAUAAGAACAUUUCGCCUAUGCAAAUAAGCUCUGCUCAUUGUUAGUGAAGGCCUCUUACAGGAACAAAAACACACAGAUAACAUAAGGACAGGAAGGAUACAUAUAUGGCUGACAGGGAUCAAAAGACAUCCCUGUCACUAAAGAGAAAGAACCUAGAUAAAAGGAAAGCCAUAAACUCGUAAAUGACAAGGCUUUACUUCAAUGAUUCCAACAGCUUUCUAUUUAGGAAGAAAGAUGGUUUUCCGGGGAGCUGAAAAAAGAAUUAGACAAAGUCCAAGGAGACCUGAAGCAAGUAAUUCCUUCAAGAUGUUUCACCUUGUGUUAAAGAGGCUUCACUCAUUAGAAAUGUUGUGAAAUAGUUUGUUAUCAACACUGUGGGGAUGCUUUGUCUUGUGGUAUGGUGUCACAAUGUUUUCCCUCAAUCCCACAGAAUGACGGACAGAUGAGCUCAGAGGAUUCAGUACUAGAAAUGAAGUUAAAGGGAUCUGAGACGGUGGCCCGGCUGGCCGCAGAGAUAGUAGAUAUAAAGUCCCGUUAUGACAAAGAGAAGAGUUUAAGGGAAGCUGCUGACCAGAAGACUGAGCUGCUUCAGCAAGAGAAUGAGAAACUCCAGACUGAACUGCAAGCCACAGAUGAGCAGGUGGCCACCCUGAGGCGCAAAGUUGACGACACGACGGCAGCCAUGCAGGAGCUGGGCCGAGAGAACCAGUCCCUCCGGGUUAGUGAGCCACAGAGCCUACCUUUUCAGAGAAGAGCUGCUUCAUAUUUGCUGCGUUUGGUUCUUACGAUUAAGCAGUCCCAGAGUCUUGCCAGGAAAUGGGCAGAGGAUCACGAGGUGCGGAACUGCAUGACGUGUCACAAAGGCUUCUCUGUCACUGUCAGGAAGCAUCACUGCAGACAGUGCGGAAAGAUUUUCUGCGCCGAGUGUUCGUCAAGGAAGGCCUUGAUGCCGUUCUCCACAAAACCCGUGCGGGUUUGCGAGACGUGUUUUGAGGAGCUGCAAGGCUGAGUCAACUCUCAAGGCAAAAACAUGGGAUUUCAUGAAUCGGUUCAUUUUUGUGCAGCUUUUGACACCUCUGAUGGCUGAUCAGUUACUGCAUGUUGCCUUUGUGUGGCAGCCCAUUUGUGUGUGCGUGCGCACGUUUAUCUGUUGACAUUGUUGUAUAUGAUGACCAAAGAAUGUGAGGAGAGGAAAAACUCAAGUUUCAUGUUUCAGUUAAAUCAUCUUGUCAAGUUCAGUUCUUAACACAGCACUGCACGCCGUGGCUGACAUUCUUUUAUCGUGCCACAUUUCUAUUGUGCGUGUUAAUGUCUUUAAAAGAGGUGGUGCUUGUUUUUUUUCAUGUUCUUUUGUUUGCGAGUGUGGGUUAAGUGUCAGGAUGCACAUUGCACGACCUGCAGACUUUAAUGCUCAAUUUAUGUCUCGCGCUUGUAAGAAUUGAAAUCUUUAUUUAAGUUAUGACUCCACUUGUCAAUCAUUCGUUAGUUCUUUUAAGCACUGAAGCAGGCUGCAAAAACGUAUUACAAAAAAUGUAUAUUUUGGCAUCACGCUCCAACUUAGAAUAUUUCACAACCGGUUCCUUUUUGUCUACCUCAAAUGGGUAGGGGAAGGGGAGCUUUAUGUCAACCUUCAAGACGUCAUGUCAUAUAGACUGCAGUACCUAAUCCUAUUCAUAGCUCCCUUUCUCAUUGUAGUGCUACUACAAGAGUCAGCAUUUCUGUCCCUGAAAGGAAACGUCAAAUUGAGCUGGUGCAGUAUUAGUAUUUUUUUUUAACCAAGCACCACCACAGACUUGUAGAUUAGACACUCUGUCAUUCUUUUCGUUCUUCCAGUCUGCUGUCAAACAUGUUAAGCAGCAAAACAAUGUCUCGUGGUAUGAAGGGUUUGAUUUGAUGGUUGUGGGUGAAGGUUUAUGCCUUCACGCACUGUUACCUUUGUUUAGGUGGGCCAACAUGUAUUAAAUAGUGAUAAGAAAUAUUUUGUAAUGCACACUCACUUGAAUCAGUUCAUUUUCUAAUUCCUGGCAAUGAAAAACGUAAAUAAAACAUUCAUAAUUCUG
Messenger RNA from Syngnathus typhle (broad-nosed pipefish), 3564 nucleotides. Its product is annotated as early endosome antigen 1-like. Gene Ontology annotation, cellular component: early endosome. Bases 1902 to 2513 code for a protein of 203 amino acids. NCBI's taxonomy places the organism in Eukaryota, Metazoa, Chordata, Actinopteri, Syngnathiformes, Syngnathidae. Gene Ontology annotation, molecular function: metal ion binding; 1-phosphatidylinositol binding. The record is from RefSeq and is a predicted model, not a curated record. Gene Ontology annotation, biological process: endocytosis. The transcript has 5 exons.